Molecule: messenger RNA, 1299 nt
Organism: Belonocnema kinseyi
Lineage: Eukaryota; Metazoa; Arthropoda; Insecta; Hymenoptera; Cynipidae
Exons: 2
Coding region: 655-1224 (189 amino acids)
Source: RefSeq, a predicted model, not a curated record
UAUUUUUAGCACCAGGAGUGUUUACAAUACAAUUUGGAAAACCCCAUCAUUCCAGUAAAUAGGACUGAAAAAUAUAGAUUUUGACGAACACUCAUAGAAAAGAAUUUAGAAGUAUGUAAUUCAAAAGCCUUGAAGGGUUUGAACUCUAACAUAGGACAUGAUGAUCUUUAAAGUAUAAUUGUAUGAACAAAAGUGAUAUCAGAACUCAGUCUCUACAGUAUGUUAUUAUUUAAGCGAAAAAUCGUCAAAUUGGCUUAAAUAAUUUUUUCUGUUCAAAAAUUGUGGUUUCUUAUCAGUGUCUUCCGGUCAAACUGAUCCCAAAUGCGAUAUCUUUGGAGAUAUUUCAGAGUGGGAAAAAGAGGUGGAAUUGUAUGAUCAGUGAAGAAUCGACACUCCUAUUUGACGAUUCGUUGACAGUUGGACUCGAGAUGCCAUGACAUGUGUGGGUGAGAAAUGUUCUUCAUAGUGUAUGUUCUAAAUAACCCCUACAAUUCACUAAAAUUUAACGAAAAGAGUUAUUUUUUGUACUGGAAAGGACACCGGCUUUUCGAAUGUCAGUUUCGGGAAUUUCUCUCCUGAAUCGAAGUGUUUUUGAGCUUUUGAAAUUUAAUUCUUCGAGUGAGUUGAGAUUCGCUUUAGUGAAAAGUGUCCAGGAUGAGUGGAUCUGCAAGGAGUCGAAAUAACACUUUAUUGUGCUUGAUGGCUGUUUAUGGCAUUCAUGGAGUCCUUUUUCAUGUUUUAUCAUCGCCUCCAGUUUUAGUUACGAGUGUCAUUGUAGAACCGGCGUGUUUGAGAACUAUUAUUAUCAAAAGCCGAUUGAUUUCCGAUACCAAUUUCUAUAAUCAGAGUUUUCCGGCCGUGAAUAAAACUAAGAACAAUGUUAGUGCUCACCUUGGUGCACACUUGUUGGAGACUUAUCACACAAACAUUAUCGGAAAGAAUGUCGAUGAUUUGAUUCGAAAUAAAACUGAUUCAUCAACGAAUGAGGUUUCGCUGAAGGAAAAUCGGCUUUUAGAAAAACGGGAAAUCUCCUAUUCUGUGGAUGAAUUAUUGGAUUCAACGUCCUUGAUUACAGCGUCGGGUACCUUAUCAGCAAUGCCCUUUUUCUCUUUAGACUCGAGAGUUCUGAAGAUUUUAAGCCCUUCGGCUUGGGGCGUCUUCAUUGGGUGCUUGGUAUUUUUAUUCACGUCCACGGAUUGUGAAAUAAAAUUUUCUUCGAGAUGAUUAUAAAGUGAAGGUUAUGAAAAUAAACUUAUUAAAUUAUUAUAAAUGAAAUAAUUCACUUUCAUAUUGUAAUAU